Staurois parvus is the source of this 360-nucleotide messenger RNA. The record is from the annotation of a GenBank genome assembly. NCBI's taxonomy places the organism in Eukaryota, Metazoa, Chordata, Amphibia, Anura, Ranidae.
UCAAAGACUGGCACUCCGGGCAGCGGCACACCGGGCAGAGGCACAUCGGGCUGGACUCCGGGCAGAGGCCCAUCGGGCUGGACUCCGGGCAGAGGCCCAUCGGGCUGGACUCCGGGCAGAGGCCCAUCGGGCUGGACUCCGGGCAGAGGCACAUCGGCCAGGAGGGGCGACGGGCAUCGGGCCCCCAGGAGGGGCGACGGGCAUCGGGCCCCCAGGAGGGGCGACGGGCAUCGGGCCCCCAGGCGGAGCGGCGGGCACCGGACCCCCAGGCGGAGCGGCGGGCACCGGACCCCCAGGCGGAGCAACAGGUCUCGGGCCCCCAGGCGGAGCGACAGGUCUCGGGCCCCCAGGCGGAGCGGC